Exophiala aquamarina CBS 119918 is the source of this 1155-nucleotide messenger RNA. RefSeq lists its product as uncharacterized. The annotation marks the transcript as partial. Lineage: Eukaryota; Fungi; Ascomycota; Eurotiomycetes; Chaetothyriales; Herpotrichiellaceae. The transcript is spliced from 2 exons. The record is from RefSeq and is a predicted model, not a curated record.
AUGAUAUAUGCCAAAUUACAGAUCUCAUCGCCUGCUGGCGAGGAGAAUACUCCCAGCGAUCGACGCCGAGUUAGUGGGCGAUUGAGUGUCUUUGACGAUUCUGUGCGACAACUUGCUUUUGAUACUGUGCAGCUAUGCUUUCGAGGCGUUAUAGCAUCAUGCAUAGGACGACAAACUAGCCUGGAGGAUAUUAUUACUCUAACGGAUAUCAAAUCAGCAGGAGAUUUCCGGUCGCAUACCGUCUCAAACCCGAAGCACUCUACCCAAGCACACUACGUGGACUUUUUCUUCAAGCUUCCGACCCACGCAUCUGCAAGUGCAGGUCUCAGCAAAACUCUCCCCCUUACCACGUCUAUCGAAGGAUCUACAAGCGUAACUCAGUCGACAGCGAUGAAUGACCGGCAUAUCGUUCAGGGUGAAUGUGAGGUCUCGUACUGGAUCGAGGCACAAUUUCGCUGUCGUGGCCAACAAGUCGGGUCCCUCCACCAACCUGUACGAAUAUCAGGACUAUAUCCAGACCUACAUAUUUCGUUAUGGAACGGCCAGCCACUCACCAUCGGCGCCACUCCUGAUCUACUAGCCCGUUGGAAGAUGCAAAAGAGCCCCAAACUGUCGGUUUCCAUUUACGAGCCCGAAAUCACCAUUAUCCAAGACCUGAAAACCGGAAAACGACAGAUCAGCAUCCCUAUCGCGGUGGCGAUGGAAAUCCACACUCCUCCAGGCGGAACCACAUCCAUUGACGGUCGCCAAUCACUCAAAUGCUCUGUCGACACAAAAUGGCAGGUGAGUGACCGCUUUUCCAUCAUCCCGGUGAGAGCGAAAAGCCGGAUACCCCUACGCGGCGAGGUUAUCAACAGGACGUCAACCACGUCAACUCAAAAGUCCAAUAUCCUCUUCCGCCCACUGCCAGUGUACGAAAAAACCGACACGAGCAAAAGCAAAUCCAAUCAAACAUCGUACGUCGCGGCUUCCGCACUCGAACUCUCCGUACCUGAUGCAAUCUCGCAACCAUCUCUAUGCUGGAACUAUUUCGCUCGGUCAUACACGCUCGACCUGUCAUUAACCUUUCAUGGCUUUCAGGGCGCGCCGAAGUACAAGGUGACCAGAAACAUCCCGAUCACAGUGACAACGCAGUAUGAGAACGUGGAGACGCAG